Paramecium tetraurelia is the source of this 1100-nucleotide messenger RNA. RefSeq lists its product as uncharacterized. Gene Ontology annotation, biological process: ubiquitin-dependent protein catabolic process. Gene Ontology annotation, cellular component: cytosol. Gene Ontology annotation, molecular function: polyubiquitin modification-dependent protein binding. The record is from RefSeq and is a predicted model, not a curated record. Lineage: Eukaryota; Ciliophora; Oligohymenophorea; Peniculida; Parameciidae. The transcript has 4 exons.
AUGACAACAAUUUCAAUCAAAAUCAAACACGGAACAGAUCAGAUAGAAGUUAUUGAAAUCGACCCAAAUGCCACAGUGAAGGAAUUAAAGGAAAAACUUGCUCCAAAGUUUACCGCAGAAAUCUCUUAAAUGAAGAUUAUAUUUUAAGGUAAAAUUCUUAAAGACAAUGAUGUUCUCUAAAAUGUGAAUGUAAAGACUGAUUCAACAAUGCAUCUAGUUGUUACAAAAUAAUAAGCUUAAUAACCACCUUAAUAAUAACCCCCAGGUCCAUAAUAACAAUAACCCUAAUAACCUUUAGGAGGAUAAUAAGGUGGAUUUCCAGGUUUGGGAGGACUAGGAGGUGCUCCUGGAAUGGGAGGCAUGGGAGGCCUCGGCGGAAUGGGAGGCCUUGGUGGAAUGGGCGGACUCGGAGGAAUGGGUGGACUCGGAGCAAUGGGUGGAUUAGGAAUGGAUCCAUAGAUGAUGGCCUAGGUCUUAUCCAAUCCAAUGUACUAGUAAUAAAUGACAUAAAUGAUGUAAAAUCCACAAUUUAGAUAGCAAAUGAUGCAACACCCAAUGAUUGCCUAAAUGAUGUAGGCUAACCCACAACUUUAAUAAAUAUUUGAUAAUCCUUAGCUUUUGUAGAUGAUGAUGAAUCCUCAAGCAAUUUAAAUGGCUCUAUCAGGAAUGGGCGGAAUGGGAGGCUUUGGUGGAAUGGGAGGUUUUGGCGGUAUGGGAGGCUUUGGCGGAGUUGGAGAGAAUCCUAUUCCUCCAAACCCUAAUAAUGCAUAAGUACCACCUCCUGUCUAAGGAACAACUGGUUAAAAUGCUUAAAAUCCCUUAGGAGGUAUAGAUUUACAAAGUCUAAUGAACAUGAUGGGAGGAGGCGUCGGAGGAGUUGGCGGUGCCUAAUUAACACCUGAAGCUGCAGAGUAGAAAUAUGCAGCUUAAUUAUAAUAAUUACAAGAAUUGGGAUUUACUAACAAAUAAGUGAAUUUAGAAGCUUUGAUUGCCACUGGGGGAAAUGUAGAAGCUGCAGUUGAUAGAAUCUUAAAUAUGAUCGGACCAUGAUAUAUUAUUAUUAGACAUUCAUAAUCAAAUUUUUAUGUAUUCUAUAAAAA